CUGGAUUUGGGGGAGGAGACUGCAUGUUGGGAGGGGCCUAGAGAACUGGAGGCGGCGUGGCGUGGCGAUCCUUUCAGCUCGCAAGGUUGUGCAACUUCACCCGUGGCACCGUCCACACAGCUAUACUCAAAAUAUCGUGUCAUGGAGUCAAUAGAUUUUACACAAACAGGCUUCGCUCUUGGAGCCGGCUCAGAGUCGGCUCAUGGCAAGAACGCAGACGGAAGCAAGCGGCGAGUGCGCCGUGUGCAAGUGGAGCUGACCGAGUUGCAGGAGCAGUUGCAGCGCAAGACGGAGGAGCUCAAACACGCGGAGGAAGAAUCCAUUCGAUUGCGACAAAAACUCAAGCUGCUGGAGACGGUGCUGCCCGUGCGCGAGCAGCAAAUCCGGAUUCUGCAGGGUCAACAACAACAACAACACGACGUGGCAACUGCCCGGCCACCACCGCGGUUGAUGAUUAAGGAGCUCGCGCCCUCUGACAGCGAUGCGUCAUCAAGUAUGGACCUGGCCCUGUCGCCUGUUGACGUCGCGACGCCCUCCGCUUCAGUGGAUGGCCGCCCGCUACUAGAGCCGGCGCCGUCAGACAGUGGGACGUCGGCUAAAUACGACCUGAGCGUCAAAGGCCAUGGUGCCCAACUCUUCCUGGUACCUACGCUGUUCCCGCCCCCGGGCCUGCAAGCAAAAGCACCCGAGGAUGCUGACGGCGUGCUGCAGAGGUUCACAGUGCUGUGGAACAAGACCGUGCGAGAGGCGGCGCUGCUGCUGACAGCGCACGACGCCCGGCCACACGACCCCCGCCCAGCAAUGAAGCUGGCAGCGCUUCGCGACUCGACCAUUCCGGUGUGUCGCGCCAUGCGCAUGGACUACCCCGGGCUGCUGCUGGACGUAUCGCGGCUCAACCUCGAGACUGGGCAGCCCGAGGACCCGCCACGCGACCACUGGGUCGCCGUGGCAUCCGGCCUGAGGCUGUCAGAGCAGCAGAGGGCCGAGUGCCUGGGGGCGCUGCGCCUGUACCGCGAGCGUGUGGGGCCCGCGCUGCAGGAGCGCAAGAGCCUCGCGCAGCAGAUGUCGGCAGCACUGGGCGGCGCGGCAGCGGCUUCCGGCUGCAGCGGGGCAGCCGCCGGCACGUCAGGGACCGCCACGAACGCUGGCGGCGGGGCGGCAGGCUGCGUGCUGCGUCAGGGCCUGCCGGGCUCGGCUCGACCGGAUUUGGUGUUGGAGCUGAACCAGGUGGCGGACUCGCUGCACCGCAACGUCACGGCGGAGGGGCAGGCGCUGGAGAUUGUCAAGGACUUCCUGAGCAACGGCGUGUUCGAUGUGGUCCAGAUGCAUCGCUGCAGCGUGCUGUCGCACCCCUGGUUCCCCGAUGUACUGUCGGUGCUGGGCGCUCUGGAAGAGCUGGACAGGCAGCAGCAGUAGCUGCAGCUGCUGCAGCAUGGGCGGCAGCAUGGGCGGCUGCAACAGGAAAUCGAAAGGACAAAAGCGUAGGAUGCUGUGGGCUGGAGUGAGGGCGACAUGUACAAGUCAUCGCUGCGCCAUCCGGGCGUGAGGCGGCGUUCCCGAGGUCGGCGCCUGCAUGUCGCCAGUCCAGCUGCUGCUUGAUGCUGGAUCUUGGUACCUUCUUGGCCAUCAGUGGUGCGCAGGGUAUGCUGUGCAUGUACCGGCACCUCACACAUCUGGUUCGAUGAAGGCAAAGCACAUGCAUAAGGCUCGGGUGGUCCUCUCUUGUAACACAGCAAUCGUCAGGCUGUGCCCAGCUGUGCUUUUUUUGGCUUGAGCUCACUGCGCGAGGGUUGGGUGCGGCCACGCUGCAAUGUGUGAUAGAGGGCACAGGAUAUGUGUGUGUGACUGGUGCGGGCCGUGGCGCUCUUAUUGUCGAAAUGUCGAGCCACAUCGCAUGUACACUAUGCGGAGCUUGUUUUGCUAGAGAUUACUAGAGGACAGCAAUGCUGGGGGCGCAUGUACUGUUGAGCGUGGACGUGUAUCGAAGGCGGCGGUGCAUGGGGCUGACUGACAGCCGAGUGGGUAGUGGCCUUGUUCUUGGAGGCCCACACCUUUGUUCCGGGGUCUUGAUUGCCAGAUGCGAUCGCUAUGUUAUGCUGCAGAUGUGUGAUAUUGGCCGCUCAUGUUGGGCAGGUGGGUGCGGUAUUGCACUUGACAACGUAGUACCGUAAUGUGGGUGAACAGGCGCGAUGCGGGCCGGGGGAAACAUGCCUCGGUCACAGUGCUGUCGAGGGUCUCGUGGGGCUGCAGUGGCAACUGACAAUGAAGCAGUAACAAUUAUGUUGAACCUUUGGGGUGCCUAACACCUGGCCUGCGCUCCUAUGCCACUGGGGGGACACGUGGCUGGGGUGGCGGUGGUGAUGCUGGUCGUAGUAAUGAUCCUUGGAACGAAUAGGAGAGGCGGUGAGCAGGGGGUAGCACUACUCAGUUCAUAGUACAAGCAAGAGCAGAGGGUGGUGAGAAGCAUAGUCCCGAGUGUGACGGCUAGAAUCCCCGCCCACAAAGCCCACAAGCGGGUCAGGGCAAGAGUCGCAGGGUAAGUUCGGCCCCAGUUUGCUCAUUCGCUGACGCGCAGUCCUCACGCUCCGGGGGCCCGGCCAGGCGACAGCACCACGCUGCCAUUGUGCAACGCCACACCGCGCACAACGCAGAGUGUAAUCAGGCGACCGGCGUCCACGGAUGAGCGCUGACGACGACAACCAACGUAACGCGAGCAGCGUGCAGGCGGUGCAGCAAAGCAAUGGCCGGGCGAGAGUGUGUGUGUGUGUGGGGGGGGGGGGGUAGCACUACCAACGCGUGGGGCUCUACCUGUAAGACUAAGUGACG
Molecule: messenger RNA, 2826 nt
Organism: Chlamydomonas reinhardtii
Lineage: Eukaryota; Viridiplantae; Chlorophyta; Chlorophyceae; Chlamydomonadales; Chlamydomonadaceae
Exons: 6
Coding region: 142-1416 (424 amino acids)
Source: RefSeq, a predicted model, not a curated record